CAUUUCCAGGCUCCCGGAGCAGCAAACUGACUGCAGAGACCAGAACACUGACUGCUGCCUUGACACGAUCUCAGGGCUCUGCAAACCAGUGUUUCCUGUGUGGUUCCUGUCCCCGCUCUCGCCCCGGUGAAGCCACGGACACAUGAGCGUCAGGGUCAGUGGGUGAGGGGUUGUGGAGGGAAGAGUGAAGAGGGAGAAUUCCGAGUGGCGGCCUUGCCUGGAGCCUUCUAAAGCCCCAGGAAGGAGGGUUUCCUUCCUGGUCCUUCUCUCACAGGAACUCUGGGCUCUGUGGAGAGGGCCAGGGUGAGGAGCUGACCCCCAUCCCCGGCCCUGAGAGAGACAGAAGCCUCUACACAGGAAGGACGGGCCAACAACGGGAGGAAGACGAGCCACUACACAGGAGGGACGGGCCAACAACGGGAGGAGGAGGGGCCACUACACAGGAGGGACGGGCCAACAACGGGAGGAGGUGGGGCCACUACACAGGAAGGACGGGCCAAAAGCGGGAGGAGGAGGAGGAGCCACAACACCGGAAGGCCGGGCCAGCAGCAGGAGGAGGAGCCACAACACCGGAAGGACGGGCCAACAACGGGUGGUGGAGCAGGAGGAAAGAAGCCCAUUGGACAUCUGCCUUGGGAGAAAGCCAUGACUAGUCUGGAGCUGGACAGACCACUGGACUCUGGCUGGACGCUCAUACUCUGAAACCUCAAACCCCAAGCACAAAAUUGAGACGAGUCUGGACCUCCAUACACAUCUGGAUGAUGAAGAGUCUCCAGUUCAGAAGCAUAGCUCCCAAGGCCCCAGUGGCGGUGGCUCAUUCCCCGGCCCCCAUCCUGGCCUGCAAGCCCCCCUCUGCUCUCCCGGAGUCGGCUACCACAGCCGUCAGCCCCAAAUCCAUCCUGGUGCCGGCCCAGAACUACGCCCUGAUGCAGGUGGCAGGUCAGGAGGGUACCUUUUCUCUGGUGGCCCUGCCACCCUCUGUACCCCCUCAGUCUCCACAGCAACAGCCACAACAGCAGCAACAGCCAAUCCAGCAGAAUCUGAAGCUACCCAUUUCAAGGUACCAGCCAAUGAGGACCAAAAGCACCCCGGAGAAGGUCAAAGGCAUGCUCACUGCAGGCACUGCCAGGGGGGCUAGAACUCCCACCAAAGUUGUCGGGACAACUCGAACACAAAGGUCGAUAGCUGGGGUGAAGAAGAAGUUGUCCACGCUGGAACCAAAGGAGGAGCCAACAGAUCCUGUCAUACUGAUCGACUCCUCUGCCUCAUCUGAGAUCUCAGGCCUUACAGCCCUACUCCCAGACAAAGCUGUGCUUUACUCUGCCUCUCCACUGGAGCAAGUAGCUGUGGUGGACACCACCACCACCACUGCCGCCGACCUCCGGUCCACUCCUGCCCAAGGCCCUGCCCCCAUCACCAGUAUGCUGCAGAACCUUCACUACCCAUCUGGUGCUGUUACUACCAGCUCACCCGCCAAACUGCCACCGGAGGAAAGUGGCGGUAAGGCUGGCUACAGGCAGUGCCAACCAAAGCCUGGACCUACAGCACAGCCCCAUCCACAUCCAGGGAGUAGCAGCAUCACCGUCCUAUCUCCAGCCAUCUUUAGCAAAGCUGUCCAGAUCAUCCCCUCCCCACCCAAAGGCAAGUUGCCCAUCCUGCCCUACUCCAAGAUGAAAAGCACCCUAAUACCUGCUGCCAAACUCCAGCUUAACACCCUAUCCCCCAAGAAGGCUUUUCCCAGCCAGCCCGGCCUGCCUGGCCUCACCACUGCUUAUCCCACUGAUCCCCUGUCCAAGACCCCGGAGACUGCAGAGGCCCUCACCCAGAACCACGUGCCAAACUCCCUUCUGCAGAGCCGACCUCAGACCAAGACCACAGGCACCCUGUCACUGUUGGGACCGCUCCAGGUCCAGAAACCACCCGGCAAGAAGCGGGGACGUAAGAGGAAGACAAUGGAGGACAUUCUGGCUUUCGAGGCGAGAAAGAAAAGGUCCUUGUCGUUCUUUCGGAGGAGGGUCCCAGAGAAGCCUUCUCCUUCGCCCGCCAUCUCUUCCCUGGGGUCCAGGCAGCAGCAGGGGGAGGUGGACAUUUCCAAGAAGUACCGCAGCAUCAGACCCAAGCCUCACCACAUGCUCCUUAUGGAGACAGUUCCUCAGUUGGUCAGCCUGCCCUCCCUUGCCUCUUCUGACAGCCUAGAGCCGGAGCUCCUUGUGGGACACCAGUUGUCCGCCAAAGUCCUGCAGCCUGGUCCUCCCCAGUCCCAUUCUCAGCAAGCUUCCCCCUCGAUCCACCCGAGAGGGGUGUCUUCUCAGAGGGUGUACCUAGGUAACAGCCGGCCUCUCCACCGCUGCCCAACCUGUAGCCGCUGCUUCCAGUUCAAACAUCACCUGCAGAGCCAUAUGAAUAGCCACACCAACAGCAGGCCCUACAUCUGUCCGGUGUGUCGUAAGGCCUAUGCCCACUCCGGCUCCCUCAGCACCCACAUGAAGCUACACCAUUCAGAGGGGAGACCCCGCCGGACGCUGCGCUGUGAGUUCUGUGAGAAGGCGUUUGGCUAUGUGGGCGUCUACUUCAGUCACCUCAGAGAGGUGCACAAGGUGAUCCUGACGGUGGAACCGUCUAUCAGCCAGCAUGAAGACGACGUGCCUGUAGAGGGGGCGAUGUCUCCGGACUCGGGGGACGAGCAGGCCCAGGAGGAACGCGAAGACCCCGUGGAGCUUCAGAUCAAGUGCGGCCGCUGUCAGGCAAUCACCCCCACCUUUGCCGACAUGAAGCUGCACCUGCUUUAUGUGCACGGGGAAGAGGUACAGGUGCGCCUUCGGGACGGGGGGGCAGGAGGGGCCCCGCGAGGGGGUCGGGAGGCCGAGGAUGAACUGGUGAAACACGCCGCGCACUACUGGCGACAGCUCAACGAGAAGAGGAACCUGGUGCGAUGUGGCAGCUGCGACGAAGAGUUCUUCUCUUUCUCAAAGCUGAAGCGACACAUCCUGUCCCACCACCAGGGGGGGGCGGAGGAUGACGGGGGUGUGGAGGGGGACCCGACGGGACACUUGUCCAGGGGAGGGAGAGGGGUACUGGGACAUGACUCAGCGUUUAACUGUGUGCUAUGCAGCCAGGUUAUGGACAGUAAGGAGGAGGUGAUGGAGCACUGGAGGGGCCAUCACAAUUGCGAGGAUACCCAUGUACUCUGGGAGGCCCUAAGCUCCUACUCAGGGGAAAGGGAGAUCGACAUUGACAGCCCUCCCUCUCAAAGCCCACAUUAACAUGGCACUGGCUACAGAAAUAUCUCUGUUGCAGUCACGCUGCACAUCUCAGAAGAUUUAACUUACUCCUUUUAGCUUCUAAUGAAGUGAAGGGCCUUAACAGUGCAUCAGAAUAUUGCCAUAGAAUAGCUACUUGUUUUGGCCAGAUCUGAUAAUCAGGACAGCAACUGCAAUCAAAUGACCUGAAACUGUCAGUCUGAAGUCCUGUACUGUGGGCUGCUAUCAAAUACCCCCAGUUAGGACCUUUUUACACUAUGGAGCCCCAUUUGUCUUUUCAAAUGGUAUUUUCCAGCACAGUUUCACCAACUACCGAAUGGUGGAUGCCUAACCACUAACUUACCAUGCCAGUGCAGUACAAUGCAGCUUGGCUCGGCUCGGAUCAGUAGUGUGAAAAUGGUAAAGGCCUUGAAGAGGUCAGAGAUUAUAGUAUAGGUUUGCUUGUUUGAGAAUCCACUUGCUGGGUUAGUCAUUACGUCAGUAUUUUGUGGACUGCACUGUUGGUUAUUGAAUUUUUUUGGUAAUAUUUUGUUAAUGAAUAUAGAAAGAUUUUGGGUGGACAUAUUUAAGUAUUUUAUUUUUACAUAAUUUGUCAACACAAUGACUUAAGUAAGCAAAAUACCAGUAGUAGUAAGGUCAUACAAUAUCUGUCUGUUAACAAUGAUAUUACUUGCAGUGGUUAUUAUGCUUGAUAAAACAGAGAUGGACAUGAUCCAGUGAAGUCUAGGUUGGAUAUGACUUUAGACAAUAACAUUUCUAUUCAACCAAGUAUUACGGCACUGUCUUUCUCUGGUCAUUUUCACCUAGAGAAGUCAGUUUAUCUUUUUAGUACUGUACACCAGCAAUUGACAUGCAUCUGAGGCCUUCUGACAAAUGUCAGUCUAGUGAUCGGCACCUACACAAUCUGGCUCAAAUAUUACAUCUGGCUCAUCUACAUGGAUUUACCAGGACUUUUUUUGAAAUGUAUUUAUUUGCUUGCUCUUUGGUAAUGGAGAUAGUGAUUGAUAACCAAUGACAAAAGUUAUAUUUGUUGCUAUUAUAUAAUGUUGUGAUGAAAGCAUUAAACUAAUGCUGCCAGCUGAUAUUCAGUUUGUUAACCUGUGAUCGAGAGGAAUCCAACUGUCAUCAGAUAAAUUACAUUUUAUAGAUCCUGAGGUAAACGUAUGCUAGGGCCGCACGAUUAAUCAUAUUGAUUUGUAUUGCGAUAUAAACGUGAAAUAUUAUAAUCCCAAACUUCUGCGAUUUUCGGUUCCAUAAAAAUGUGAAUGGGUUGUCCAUUAGUCAUUCACGCCAACGUUUUUGUCAUGGAUAACAAAAAGUCAGUGACAGCAGUUCUGGAACCAUUGUAUCCCUUAAUUGUAUGCACCGAAGCACAGGAGUGGCAGACUCAGACCGUGCAGUAUAGGCCGCCUGCAAAGAGGACCGAUGUAACAUUUUCCCCUUUGUGAGACUUAUUGUUUUGUUCAAACACUUGGGGUGUACACACUGAUCGCAUUAGGAAUGACGGCUCAAUUCAUUGAAAUGAAGGGAUGCCCGUCAAUUGAGUGACUCGUUCGGAGAUGCGUACAAGGCAAAGAGAAAUUCUGCUUUUCCCAACUUUAUGCAAAUCAACUGCACCGAUAGCUGUGGACUGACCAAUCAUGGGAUUGCAUGUGGCUAUGCUUAAACCUUGAUACACAACUAAACGUGCCGUUAUGAUAACAGCACGCCCACUAGCGAGCCACAAUGGGCAACGCUAGUGUGGCUAUCAGAAUUUUUGCAGUGUGUACACACUGUAACCACUGGCAACUGAACAAAUGUAGCAAACGCCUUCGCAUUGAAAGAGUACUACAAUGUUUUAGACACCGGCUUUACCAUGAAAUUGGUAAUGUGUUGCAUGUUUCAAAAGCACUUACGUUUUUUGAGUGGUUAUUUUGUAUUCAGUUAGUACAUUAUGUAGGCUAUGAUUUCAAUGAUCUCAUUUUAGAAGGGAGGUUAUGUAUGCUGUUUACACCAAAGUGUUUGAAAAUCGCAAUUCCUAAUAGUAAUUGAAAUAUUUGGCAAAAAAAGAUUCUAUAUUUUAAGCAAAUCGUGCAGCCCUAUUGUAUUCUUUAUAAAUGUUAUUACUCAGUCAUUGGAAAUCUGUCAGAGAACGUGUCUGUUUACCUGAUGAUGGGGAUCUUCAGUGUUGUUUUGCUUGGUUGAGAAUGAACUGUAAAGGGAUGUAGAUGUGGUUUAAACAUUUGUCAGACUAACUUUUGUAUGGAAAGAAAAUUACAGGGUAAGUGAAUGUACCUUGAAUGUUUUAAAACCCUACCAAAUUCUCUCUCGCUAGAAUAUAUAAUAUACACACACACAUUGAAUAUAGAUGUAAAAAUAUAAUUUGAUUAUUUAUAGCUAUGUAUAGAUACAGUAUAUUGAGAUUAUAUAUUUGCAUAGAAUAUAUAGUGAGUAUGCUGCUUUGUUCUAAUGGAGAAAAACUCGAAAGAAUUAUUAUUGUCAAACCGGUAAUUUAAGCUGAGCGAAGCAUUCUCUGCAUGUCUAACAAAAACCAGGGUACAUCCCAAAUAUCAGCCUAUUCUGUAUCUAGUGCACUAAUUUGACUCCCACAGGACACUAUUAGGGGAACAGAGUGCUAUUAGGGAUGCAGAAAUCAACAAAGAACUGGCCUCCGUCACACAGACUUGAGGCUACAGAAAAGUGACUUGCGGCACAAACAAAUCAAUGGUGUGAAAAGUAAUCACAUAGUUAGUCUGUCUCACAAAAUGACUGUCAAAACCUGUCAAAGUGUUUGUGAUCGUGUCUGUGAACCUGAAAACCUUGCCUUUCUUAGAAUUAUACAAAUAUAAUGCUUUAUUGAAUAUGACAAGAGGACUGUGUGAUAUCUAACAGGAUAAAAUACAUUUUAAAAAGUUUAUAUUUAUUUCCAGUAACUGUAUGUUUUCCCCUGCUCAGGUAACUGUAGAACCAACCCUGUUGUACGUAACAAUAAAGUUGAAGGUUGUUGUUAACCCA
Molecule: messenger RNA, 6254 nt
Organism: Esox lucius (northern pike)
Lineage: Eukaryota; Metazoa; Chordata; Actinopteri; Esociformes; Esocidae
Gene: znf438
Product: zinc finger protein 438
Exons: 6
Coding region: 759-3263 (834 amino acids)
Biological process (GO): regulation of gene expression
Cellular component (GO): nucleus
Source: RefSeq, a predicted model, not a curated record